Drosophila grimshawi is the source of this 1164-nucleotide messenger RNA. Its product is annotated as microtubule-associated protein RP/EB family member 1. The transcript has 2 exons. Gene Ontology annotation, molecular function: microtubule plus-end binding. The record is from RefSeq and is a predicted model, not a curated record. Gene Ontology annotation, biological process: regulation of microtubule polymerization or depolymerization; spindle assembly; protein localization to microtubule plus-end. Bases 271 to 1002 code for a protein of 243 amino acids. Lineage: Eukaryota; Metazoa; Arthropoda; Insecta; Diptera; Drosophilidae. Gene Ontology annotation, cellular component: cytoplasmic microtubule; microtubule plus-end; microtubule organizing center.
UCAAAACUGAAGAGAAUGAGAAAGCGAAAGCAUGAAUUGAACAAUAAGAAAUUAUAAGCGAGCAGUCAGUCAUAAGGUCGAAUCGCCGAAGAAUAAGCCACAAAGAAUUAUUUUCAUUUAAAAAUUAUCAUUUUCUGUUUUCAACUUUUAAGAGUUAUGUGCUGCUAGUCACGCACAUUUCUGAAAAUUUAAACGCAGUUAAAGAAAAUAAAAGUGCAACUGUAAAUAGGUUUAGGUUAUACACAUUCACAUUUGCACCUAUUGUAAAACAUGUCCAAGACGAGUGAUAUGAAGCCAACUGUGUCGCUGACCAGCGUCAAUGCGGAGAAUUUGUCGCGCCACCAAAUGAUAGAGUGGGUCAACACCAUGGUCAAUGGCAAUUUCAAGAAAAUCGAAGAGAUGUCAUCGGGUGUCGCCUAUUGCCAAAUGAUGGAGAUGAUCUCGCCGAACUGCAUCAAUUUGAAGCGCGUCAAAAUGUCGGCCAAACUGGAGCACGAGUUUUUCCACAACAUGAAGCUAUUCCAGGGCGCCUUUGGGCGUCUCAAGAUGGAUAAAACUGUGCCGCUGGAUCGUUUGAUAAAGGGUCGUUUUCAGGAUAACUUUGAGUUCCUGCAGUGGUUCAAGAAGUUCUUCGACUCGCAAGCGCCCGGCCUGGAGAAUAUCAGAUCGGCAGCCAAUGCAGUGCAGCCGAAGCCAAUUGUGAGGCCACGCGCAGCCAUUGCCAAGGAUGAGCCGACACAUGAACUUCAAGCGACGAUUGAGGAGCUCAAUACCAAGAUUACCGAUACGAUCGAGAAGCGCGAUCUAGCCUAUGAGAAGCUGCACAAGAUUGAGAUGCUACUCACAGAUAUGAUCAAUAAAAAUGAGCAUGUCGAUUUUUGCAAUCGCAUGCUCGAGGUGCUCUAUAAAACCGACCAAAAUGAAAAUGUCAACGACAACGUGGCACCCGAGGAUAAUAGCACUGAUAGCGCCAUCGAUGAUGUGAAUGAAGGAAUGUAUUAAAGGUUUUUUAGUUACUGUUUUUUAAUAUUUCCACCCAUUCUAUUUAAUUUAUUUAAAAUUAUUAAUUAUUAUACCCCAGAGCUGGCCGUAUCGGAUCAUUAUAUUAUAUUGCUGCCAUAUAAACGAUAAAUCGAAAUAGAUGUUUAUGUAUACAAAAAAAAA